Messenger RNA from Miscanthus lutarioriparius, 1173 nucleotides. The record is from the annotation of a GenBank genome assembly. NCBI's taxonomy places the organism in Eukaryota, Viridiplantae, Streptophyta, Magnoliopsida, Poales, Poaceae.
AUGGAUAAUAACAUUGGCUCGAGUGGUUGUCCUGACGAAUCUGAACAAAUCUUUGGGGCAAAUCAGUGGGCUUUUGGUUAUUCUGCUGCUUUGCAAUCUGCGGGUGUUCCUUCAAACCUCCAGUUCAACAUGAAUGGAUCCUCCCACAUGUCCUGCCCACCUAUGAAUGGGCAACCUAAUUUGGGGUUCUCUCUUGAAAACAACCACGUAUCUCGGGACCCUGCAAAAAAAGUACAGAAGCCUGCAAAAAAGACAAAUGUGGCUAGGAGAGGAUCUGCAUUCACCAAAGAGGAAGACUUGGUGGUGUGCUCGGCAUUUCUGAAUGUUAGCAAAGACCCUGUUACUGGUGUGAAUCAGACUUCAGGUGGUUAUUACAAGAGGUUUCAUGAUUUUUUCAAUGAGCAUAAGCCUGAAGGGUCCAACCGUAGCCAGAUUGCUAUUCAACAUAGGUGGGGAGUGAUUCAGAAAGCAAUGAACAAGUUCUGUGGGCUCAAAGAUAAAGUUGAUAGGCAGAAUGAGAGCGGAAAAAAUGAGCAGGAUCGGAUAGAUGAUGCUGUAAAAAUGUAUGAGAGGGCAGAACCUUUUACCAUCAUGCAUUGCUGGAAAAAACUUAACAAAGAGGCCAAAUGGUGCAAUAAGUUUCUUGAGCUAAACAACCCUACACCAGCUGGUGGAAGGUCAUGUCCUCCAAUUCAAGGCCAUGCAGAAUCUGGGAAUGAGAAUAUAGAGACAUCACGACCUGAGGGUAGGGAUAGCGCGAAGAAACGUAGAUCAAAGAGCUUCGCAGAGACAUCAUCAUCCAGUACGGCUGUUGAAGUCCUCCAGAAGUUGCAGGAUAAAUCUGAGAAGACCGAACAAAAGCAAGACCAGCAAAUGGCUGAAAUCCUAAGUAGGAAGGAUGAAAAAAUUAAAAUUCAAAAGGAUCUUUUCAUUCUUCAGAAGAAGCAUAUGAAGAUGAAAGUACAGCAGCAAAAGAAGGAAAUUAUGAUUAGGGAGAAGGAGGCAGAAAGUAGGAAGAAGGAGUCAGAAGCUCAACUGAUCACAGCUGAGUCUAGUAUUAUGUCGGUUGACAUUGACAAGGUCCCCCCUCAUCUGAAAAACUAUUAUGCUGGCAUGCAACAGGAAAUCAUGGUGCGCAGAGGGUUCAUGAGUCCGCCAAACAACAAAGACUAA